Messenger RNA from Juglans regia (Persian walnut), 2757 nucleotides. Its product is annotated as glycosylphosphatidylinositol anchor attachment 1 protein. Lineage: Eukaryota; Viridiplantae; Streptophyta; Magnoliopsida; Fagales; Juglandaceae. Bases 133 to 2253 code for a protein of 706 amino acids. The record is from RefSeq and is a predicted model, not a curated record. The transcript is spliced from 7 exons. Gene Ontology annotation, biological process: attachment of GPI anchor to protein. Gene Ontology annotation, cellular component: GPI-anchor transamidase complex; membrane.
GAUGAGUUUUGGACCAAUCCAGAUCUGUUUCGGGCCUCGAAGCCCAAAAGUAAACGCCGGUAACCUCAGUGCCAUCAGAGCGUCUUCAACUUCAAAUCUCCCCUUCCAUUAACACUACCUUCCAAUCUAGUCAUGGCCGAGAGCGAGGCCGAGGUCCCCAAAGCGAAACCACGCCCAAUCGUGCGCCUCGGGAUCUUCCUCAUCUCCCACAGCUGCCUCUUUAGUGUGAUUUGCUGCACAGCAGGGGUUUUGACUCUUCUGCUGCUUCCUGUUCUCGCCAAGAACACCUACAUUUCCGAGAAUGCCCUCAUGCCAGGUUCUGCAAAUCCCAUGUUCUCUAGUCAGGAAGUGUCGGAGGCAAAUAGACUGGUGAAAAGUUUAACCAGUUUGGAUUCGAAACCUGUGGGCAGUGGCAUAGAAAGUCAAAGACUGAUAGCUGAAUAUAUGUCUGAUCUGGGUGCUGAGAUUAGCUAUCACAAGUUCUACCCUCGUUCGAAUCAAUUUCAUCCACUGCACUUUUUCUCUUAUCCCGAUUCUGGAUCAACUCGGGAGAACGUCAGUUGUAUAUCACAUGGUCUUAACACUGUUGGAAUAAUAAGAGCGCCGCGUGGUGAUGGGAAAGAAGCCAUUGUCUUGGUGACGCCUUACAAUUCUUUAAAGGUUGGUCCGGGCGAGGCUUUGUCAUUGGGCAUUGCAUACUCAGUGUUCUCCUUGCUAACCCAAGUUACUUGGCUGGCUAAGGAUAUUAUAUGGCUUGUUGCGGAUUCGAGAUAUGGGGAAUACGCCGCUGUCAAUGCUUGGCUAAGAGAUUAUCACAUGCCUGUAUUUAGUGGAUUAAGUGCUCUAAAGGCUGAAAUUUGUCCUGUGAGCAAUGUUCAUAAUGAACUGAAAGAGAACAGUGUCACAGAAAGAAAGAUAAAUGAUGGUUUUAGACGUGCUGGGACUAUGGCUACAGCCCUUGUAAUUAAGGUUACUGAUGGAAGUGAACAUUUUGAGGAUAGUCUUAGCAUCUAUGCAGAAGCAUCCAAUGGACAGAUGCCAAACCUAGACCUCAUCAAUAUCGUCAACUAUUUAGCAGUUCAUAGGCAAGGUUUGCGAGUAAAGGUGGAGAAAAUGCGGUCUUUAAUUAAUUGCAAAUGGCUCAAGAUUCUGGGUGAAAUACUCCAAUCACUAGGACAUGUGGCUAAAAGCUUAAACCCACAGUGGAAGUUUGGUAUCCCAGCUAAAGAUUAUGUUGAGGGCGCUGCUACGCUUGCAAGUUCGCUGUAUUACCAGGCUUUGGGUGUUCCUACAGGUCCUCAUGGUGCUUUUCGUGAUUAUGAGAUAGAUGCGAUUACUAUGGAAAUUUCUUCCAGAGUUGCUUUGAAUAACAAGGCAAGGAAAAAUGACUUCCUUCUCCGAGGUGGCAGGUUAAUUGAAGGAGUUAUACGAACAGUAAACAACCUCCUCGAGAAGUUUCACCAGUCAUUUUUUCUGUACCUUUUAACAUCACCUAGUAAAUUUGUAUCAGUUGGAGUCUACAUGAUUGCUUUUGCACUCCUUGUGGCAUCACUGCCGGUGGUUGCAGCUUCUCUAUAUGCUGAUGCUCAUAAAGUGGAUCCUAGUUUUGGAAUCGACAAGUCCACUCCUCAAGCCAGUGCUACUGAUGAACUUAGCAUCACUCCGAGAUCAUGCAAAUGGCUUAAUGCAGCAAAAAAAGUGUUUUUAGUUCACUUGUGGGGUGCUGUUGUCUCAUUCCUUCCAUAUUUCAUCUGUCAAAUACCCAGUUGCACUCCAACAACCAGCUUUGUAGUCUGGGUUUUGCUCUCAAGCUUCAGCCUGCCAAUCUUGAGCUUGAUUUUGGGUUCUUCAUUUUCCUAUGGCAGGCCCUCUCAACCGCAAAAAAGAGAUUGGACUCUCCUGAAAUCGGUGACUAUCUCAGCUGCUUUCAUUGGUCUGUGCCUCAUGUCAGUCAUCAACUUUGCUACUGCCGAAAUUGGGGCUUUACUAAUGGUCCCAAUGUGUUUGAUGGCUCAACCUUUGAAGCUUGAUAUUAGAUCUAGAAAGCUGAGAAAAUUUUUGAGGGUGGCUUGUAAUCUGGCUUUGGGUUUUCUUGGGUUUCCACCAGCCGGUUUUUUUGUGCUGAAAGGUGCAUUUGAAGGUUUUGGAGGCAUUACCGUUGGUGACUUCUGGAGUUGGUUGGAGUCCAUUUGGUCAUGGAGCAGUGCGACUUACCUCUAUAUAGCAGGCUGGUUUGAGAGAACUAGGUCAUAGAGAAGGAGGUGCUUCAGGUAUAUAAUCUUCCAUCUUUGUGAGCAGUUUAGUAUCAUGAACACAGAGGGCCACUCCUGAGGCACGGGUUGGUUGGCAUGCACCAUUUUAAUUGAGGUUCUACAUUAUACCUAAGAAUGAUUGAUCAGAGGGUUGUCAAUAAUAGAAUGCCCAUUUAGUGAGUGAGCUUGCUUUGAUUAUAUGCGCUGAGCCUCAGCCAAUGGUGAGACCUGCAAUCCGAACAUGAGAGCACUAAUUUCCCAACUGAGAGGUGGGUGUCCUAAGGUUUAGUUUCAUUGGUUACGGUGUGUUAAAUCAUUCUUUAAAUCCAUUUAGCAGGGUUUUUGCUUAGCACCAAUGUUAUUGGGGUGGGAUUCACGCCAGUUAGGUUAAAAAGUAAAUAUAGAUUCUUCACUACUGCACCAGUGCAAUAUUGAGUACUUACCAAUAGGGAAUAUUGAUUGGAUCUCUCUCUCCCUCUCUCACUCGGGUACACACUGUUUUUCU